Messenger RNA from Coturnix japonica (Japanese quail), 4338 nucleotides. It is a transcript of the gene SUN1, whose product is annotated as Sad1 and UNC84 domain containing 1. NCBI's taxonomy places the organism in Eukaryota, Metazoa, Chordata, Aves, Galliformes, Phasianidae. The record is from RefSeq and is a predicted model, not a curated record. Gene Ontology annotation, molecular function: protein-membrane adaptor activity. Gene Ontology annotation, cellular component: nuclear envelope; meiotic nuclear membrane microtubule tethering complex.
GCCUUGCUUCCCUCGUGCCCUCUGCUGUGGCCCAGCAGUCACCAGCUGCAAUGUGCUCCAGCAAUUACAACAGCUUUUCUGGGACUUAGAAAAUCAGAACCCGAUUUCUUGCUCAUUAACACCUUCCUGUAUGAUUUGAAACUGUCACCAUGGACUUUUCACGCCUACACACGUACACUCCUCCCCAAUGUGUGCCAGAGAACACUGGCUAUACAUAUGCACUCAGUUCAAGUUAUUCUUCAGAUGCUUUGGAUUUUGAAAUCGAACACAAAAUAGAUCCAGUGUUUGAUUCACCAAGAAUGUCACGGCGUAGUUUACGGUUAGCUGCUGCAGGAUUUAAUAAACCAGAUAGUGCCCGAAAUGAUCUCCUUCAUGACAGCCCUUACACCGGGAAUGUGACGUUCAGGGAACAGUCUUCUAAGAUGGUGAAGCAGCGCAAAAGCAUAAACAAACAGUCUGGCAGCAUGAGAGAUGUGCCAAGGAAAAAUCUGUCCAGCUCUCCCAUCUUUAACCAAAGCAGUUUCCUCAGCCGUGCCAGUGAUACGUCAAUGGUAUCCACCGUGCUGGAUGAAUCUUCGAUUCGAGAGCAGACAGAAGUUGAUCAUUUCUGGGGUCUUGAUGAUGAUGGAGACCCUAAAGGUAGUGAUGCCACGCUUUUGCAGAAAAAUGGCGAUAUAGCAACAGCAGAAACGCAGACAACAAUGAUAAAUGGGUACACGUGCAGUGACUGCAGCAUGCUUUCUGAACGGAAGGAGGUUCUUACAGCAUACUCUGCUUCUUCUGUGCCAUCUUCCAGAAUUUACUCCAGGGACAGAAGCCAGAAACACGCAUCUAGGGGCACCUAUUUCUACAUGAGUAAGAUUCUGCGAUUGGUCAAACAUACUGCAGCAUCUCUUGCAUCACUAUUAGUGCAACUCUUUCAAAUGGUUUUGCUGAAGCAGAGUUAUGAAUCUAAAGCUCACUCAGAUUACUGUGGAAGCAUGAAUAUAAUGGAGUUUUACAGAGAGGAUAGCCAUCUUGAUGUAAAUGAGGAGUCAAUAUGUGAUGACUGUAAGGGGAAGAAACAACUUGAAAUACACACCACAGAGCACAUGCAAUCCUCCAGGGCUAAAAGGGUAGCAAGGACCAUUUCGCACAUCUUUUCUUAUGCAGGUUACUUUGUGCUGCACGUGUUGCGAGCAGUGGGAGCAGCUGGAUGGCUUGUGUCCCAGAAGGUGUUGUCUCUACUUUGGCUGGCCAUUCUUUCCCCAGGGCGAGCAGCUUCUGGCAUCUUCAGGUUGCUUAGAGCUGGCUGGAAUCAACUUCUUACUUUGUUGUAUUUGCUGAGGGCAUUUAUUGUUAGAAGAUGCCUUCCAAGGAUUUCCAGGCUGUUGCUGUUUCUCAUCCCACUGCUGUUUCUACUAGGUUUAUGGUUCUGGGGGUUUGACAGAUUUAUUGCACUGUUGCCUCUGUUGAACCGGACAAGAAUUGAUAAAGUCCAGAGCAUAGAUGACCAUACUUAUAUUCCUACUCUACAGCCUGAUUCUUCUCAUUCUGUACAGCCUCCAGAGGAUACUAUAAAUAUAUUUGAUUCUACUCGGAUAAGUGAACUGGAGAAGCAGAUGGCCUUCGUGUCUGACAGAUGCCAUCAUCACGAUGAGGAACAUAGCAAAGUGCUGCUUCUACUCCAUAACCUUCAAGAUCGGGUUGCCCAGAUGGGUGACAGAAAUGAAAUAUUGAAGCUAAUAAGAAACGUGAUGGAUCAGCAUCUUAAAGAUAAGAGACUGGAGGAAAAGACUGACUUCUUGGCUUUACAUCAAGAGCACAACUUGCGCAUCAAAACAUUGGAAGAUCUUCUUAGAAAACUCUCUGCUGAAUCUAAGGACAUUCAGAAGGAGCUUGAAAUAGCCAAAGCAAAAACAAUGAGAGAUAGUGAUGAACAUAAUCAACUCUUAUCCAAAGUUAAAAAGCUGGAACUAGAGUUGUCUCAAGUGAAAUCAGAGCUAUUAACUGCUGAGAGUGCGAAGACAAGUUGUGAGAAAAUAGAUGUCAUUCAUGAAAAAGUAGAUGCCCAAGUUAAAGAAUCUGUCAAGAUGCUGCUUUUUGGUGAUGAACACAAGGACUUUCCUGAAUCGCUUCUCCAGUGGCUUACAUCCAAUUUUGUGACCAGAAGUGAUCUGCAAACUGUACUGCAGGAUCUGGAGUUGCAAAUUCUCAAGAAUAUUACUCUACAGAUGGCUGUAACAAACCAAAGAAUAACAUCUGAAGUAGUAACAAAUGCUGUGAACAACGCAGGGAUUUCUGGAAUCACAGAAGCACAAGCACAGAUCAUUGUAAACAAUGCACUGAAGCUGUAUUCUCAAGACAAGACUGGUAUGGUGGAUUUUGCCUUAGAAUCUGGAGGUGGCAGCAUUUUGAGUACUCGCUGUUCUGAAACCUAUGAGACAAAAACAGCCCUAAUUAGCCUCUUUGGAAUUCCUCUGUGGUACUUCUCUCAGUCUCCCAGAGUGGUUAUUCAGCCUGACAUGUAUCCAGGAAACUGCUGGGCUUUCAAGGGAUCAGAGGGAUACCUUGUAGUUCGACUAUCCAUGAAGAUCUAUCCGACUGCCUUCUCAUUGGAACACAUACCAAAAACACUUUCACCAUCGGGAAAUAUCACCAGUGCUCCUAGGAAGUUUUCAGUAUACGGCUUAGAUGAUGAAUAUCAAGAGGAAGGCACAUUUCUUGGACAGUUUGUCUAUGACCAAGAAGGGGAGCCGCUGCAGAUGUUUACAGUGGAGAAAAGUGAAAAGGCAUUCCAAAUAGUGGAACUGAGAAUUCUUUCUAAUUGGGGACAUGCGGAGUAUACCUGUCUUUAUCGGUUCAGAGUGCAUGGGAAACCUGCUGAGUAAUCCCCUACACUACAGCUUGGGUUGCUUUGUUGUACAUUUUGUUACCAAUUUGUAUAUACUGGACAGCCUAGAACACUGGAAUCUUUAAAGGAUGAGGAUGCAAGAUAGAUUCUACAGAGUUACCAAUCCUCUGAUAAAGGCAGAAGACUGUCAGCACAACUGUACAAAAUAAAACUAAUUUGCUCUCAUGCUCAGCUUGUAAUUGCCAGUUAGCUUUAUAUUUUUGUGUCCAUGCUGAGAGAAAUAAUGCAUGCAAACGGCUCUGGUUCACAAAGCCCAGUUAGCAAUCAGGUGGUUCCUAUUUUAUUACAAAUGAAUGUAUAUGUGUUUUUUUGUUGUUGUUUUUUUAAAGAAUAAACCACACUUUCUGCAACUAGGAUUUUUUUUUUCUUUGAAUUCAGGACUCAGCUGCAUAUUUCUGUUAGCUCAGCACUGCAAGCCAAAUAAUAAUGUCAUGGAGUUUCAACAGCCUAUGGCUACAGGUGUCCUUCAGUUGACUUUGCCUUGACCUGCUGGGGGAAUCCUAAAGGGCUUCUUCAAUAAAUGUUGACUAUAAUAGAUAUUGCUGUCAGGGAAAGUUUUAACACAACCAAAAUUCAUGGAAACACCAGCGACUGAGAAUGCUUUACUGGAACUUUGUGGCCAUGAGUUGCUUUAGAAUUCAGGGAUAACUUGCAGUUAUUUUAAGGGUUUUUUUUUACCACGGCAAUUUGAUGAGCUUAAUUGCUGUAUGUGAAUGUUUACUGAGCAGGUUAACAGUUUGAUCAGCUCUUCUCACUUAGUCCAUCAAGGCUGAUUUGGAACAGAGCCCUAGAGAAGAGCUAUUGGAACUCCUCAAUAAUUCUCUCCUUGGGACGACACUUCCUUACAUCAUUUUUUGGUCGGUAAAUGUUGUACUGCAGGAUGGGGACAAUGGGGCUGUGAGGUCUCAGCAGUACCAUGGAAUGAGAUGUACCAUGUGGGUGUUCAUUAGUCCCAAAGCUUCAUCACACAGCACGUGCUGAGGCUGCUGUGGGGACCCCCUUUAGGAUCGCCACCUUUCAAGAUCCUUUGCAGAAAAGACUUUGUGUGCAGAGCUUUGAUCUCGCCGUCCCCAUGUGUUUUUAUUCCCUGUGAACUGUUACACACGGAGCUGCUGACUGGUGUUCUGAUAUUGCACAACAGUCCUGAUGUUCCAAUACAGUCUCUGCAUGGAGAACUUGAGCCGGAGCCUGUGGCCUAUGCAGAGGAGCUGCAUUAUAUGUACAGGUGUUUUCAUAUGUUACAUAUUUGGAAUGAUCCUGUAUAGAUUGUGAUGGGGGUCGGGGGUAUUUUGGAUAACACUAACUUAUUUUUUAAGGACGCCAGAUCGGACUUUGUGCAAUGUAUUUUUGUAAAUGCUCUUUUCCAAUUGCUUCUUCUAUUGCUGCCUCGAACUGACCAGAUGCUAUUGGAAACGUUUCAAUAAAUAAAAGUUUUAAAUUUGGGG